CGAGAUGGGAAGAUGUGUGCAAUGGCUUCAUUCGUCGAUUCACACCGUGUGUCUCCUAUGAAGUUCGUCCUCCUUGUCGCAGCCGCCGCAUUCACCGCUGCUCAAGUAACCACAACAGCUAAGCCCGCCACUGCAUCCACCACGGCUGUUCCGUCUGGGGUAUGCAAGCUCCAAUUUACGAGCGUUUGCGACACGGACAAGGAAUGCGGCGAUUUGAACGGGUUCAACAUGACGUGCAUCAAGUCUGGCGCCAAUAAGCUCUGCGGUUGUUUGGGCGGUGCUGAAAAGUGCCAAAUUUCCUCCACUUCGCCAGACAUUGCGUACCAGUUCGAUCAAUGCACGGACCAACGCCGCUGCGUUCAAGGCAAUGGGUUCACGGCCCUCACUGCUGAGGACACGAAGAAGGUGUGCCAAGAACCCUUGUUUUGUGUGCGUGAACAAAACCCCGACCCUGUCGCUGUCCUCAAGAGUCAUUGCCACACAUGCGGCAGUUGCAAAACCCAGAACGUGAGGAACAAGGAGGACGGUGUGUCGAUGCGAUUUGACUGUGCGAAGAUCUGCCCCACCCCUGCACCUACCACUGCCGCCCCCACGGUCGAACCCAGUGACCUUCCCACCACCAAGGCAAGCAAGUCUACCACGACUGCCGCUCCAGGGUCUCCUGGUGCCAGCACCCCCGUGCCGACGACGUCGGCCGCGUCCUCGUGUGUUGCGGCCUCUCUCACGUUGGCUGUGAUUGCCGCUGCCCAAGUCGCGUUGUAAGUAGACACGUUUGCGUGUUUAUCAAUAUAUGAUACAAGUAUUCUCGAAAAUCUCGAGUGAAAGCGGUUUCUUUGUGAAUGAAUGCAAAUCUCCUUACUUCGUGCCA
Molecule: messenger RNA, 868 nt
Organism: Aphanomyces invadans
Lineage: Eukaryota; Oomycota; Saprolegniomycetes; Saprolegniales; Verrucalvaceae
Exons: 1
Coding region: 13-762 (249 amino acids)
Source: RefSeq, a predicted model, not a curated record